CAGCAGGGGUUCUAGUUGGAGCACAAAACUGACAGACGCAAGUAUAGCCACCAUAGGAAUCUUAGGACUUCAACGAUGCGUUUCUCACGUCAAGCAAUUGCUUUGGCCUGUGUUUACAUGUGCCUACAAGUGCUGGCAAACGACACAAGGUAGGCAACAGUCUUUCCUCGGUACUGUAGUUGCGAAUUUCUGCUGGUCAGUAGUUUAAACCCACAGCGGUUUGUUAGAUUUACAGGGUACGACAUCUUUACCUCCGGUGUCCCUCUGGAAGUAGAUCCGAUACUCAACCCAAACACGGUCUGCAAGAACACUCCUUCCUUGAGCAAAGAACAAAUGGAACUGUGCAAAAGCCAUGCUGACGUUGUGGCGAGCGCUUUGCAAGGGGCGCAGAUGGCUGUUCACGAGUGUCAAGAAAGGUUCAAGUACCAACGAUGGAAUUGCUCUGCUUUGGAAACCAAAAAUAAGAAUCCUUUGACAAGUGGCUUGCUUGCGAGAGGUACGUUAAUACUAGUCUAGCUAACACAAAGGCUUCGGGAAGGCUUCUUAAUUAAGAAUACGUCUACGUCUCUUAUAGCAUAGUGACAAACACCUGGAAAGUACAUGCUAAAGGGGAAUUAUCGUUAAAGGAAGUUUGUGGUCUUUGUCUCUGACCUUCAUCUCAUAACUAGAGUUUAAUCGGCGUUUCUUAAACUUCUUUGGCCAGCCUAUAAGAACUCUUAAGCGAUCUCUGGGAAUGCGAGGCUUUUCAGUUGCUUGGCACUUCGUUAUAGCCAAAACAGACGUCAUUAGGGCAUUAAAAAUGAUGAAAACAAGUCAAGACAUAAAAAUAGCAAAGGUUUAUUUAUAUAACAGGGCUACCUUCAACGUGAAAGGUCUCGUUAACAAUUACCGCCCUUGUAAGUGUAAACAUGCGAUGCCGGUAUGUAAGACGAUUAGAUCUCCAGAGAAGUGCAUAAAAACCUUCGUCAAUCUCAUCCGAUUCACUUUGGCGUACAUUAAGGUCUGCUGCAAUGAAAGGUCCUCUUCUUAGAGUGCUUAAUGUACUCAAAUUGGAAUCUCCAUACACUGGGCUUGAUACUUCAAACAAGGGCUAUAAUCCUUUCAUUGGAUGCCAUCCUUUGUAGCAAAGAUCCAUUUCAUCUCAUCACACACUGAAGCUUAAAGCGCGAAAGGUACCUCUUUGUGGCUUUCAUCACCCUUUAGGAUUUCAUAAAAACGCGUUCUAUACACACGUGGAACCACGUUGGUCCGUAUAAUAACAGUAUCACAAAAAGUGUCUGCUGAACUGCUUUCAAUUUAAAUUUAAUCAAACGAAUAUGUGAAGAAUGGACAUUGAUGCACUUCCUCCACGAACCUUUCACUCUUUUAACAGCCUAAGAAGAGUGAAGGUUGUACCUUUUGAGUCCGUGAACAAAAUCGAAUGGCAUGACCAUUAAACUGAAACUUUUUGCCUAUACUUUGGCACAUUACCAUCUGUGUUUUAGUCAUCUGGACAAAACGAUCAAUCUUUACCUUCGCUCACGGCCGGCUCAGCUUAUUUUCGGAGAUAGCGAUCGAAGAUUUUCCGUGUAAUCCCACAAAACGCGCGCCUAGUUCAUUAACUUGUUGCCACUUGCAGGUUUUCGAGAGACCGCUUUUGUGCACGCCAUCAUCUCAGCAGGGAUGACACAAGCCAUUGCUACGUCAUGUAGCAUGGGAAAACUGGCGACUUGUAGAUGUGACGAAACCGUUACUGGCGAAGGACGGGGCUGGAGCUGGGGAGGCUGUAGCGACAACGCAUUAUAUGGUGCAAAGUUCGCAGCCAAGUUUAUGGAUUCUCGAGAGAAAGGAUCCGAUAUAAAAUCACUGAUGAAUCAGCACAACAACCAGGCGGGCCGACUGGUAGGUUGUUUGAUUAAACAAACUUCAUACAUAGCUCUUCCCCUGGCUACUUAAUCAACUUUUUAAGAAUUAGAUAUAAACGACUUUUGCAAUACUGCAGUCAUACAAAUAAAUGUUAUUCUUGUAGGAUUUCACCCACGGAUUUAACACUUAGAACCACCUUGCACAGCAUAAUAAAUAGCACCACAGAAAAGUACUGGUCGGUAGCUUUCAUUUUAUUGCACACCAUAGGAUUUCGCCUACAGACUCUAAGUAAAGUUAGCACCAACUAAGACAAACAAAUAGUUAGUACAACGGUAAAGUGCUGGUGGAGAGGUCUUAUUUGACUGGUAACACCAUAAGUCAUUUAGUCUAUAGACUAUAAAGAACUGCUUUAUACUUGUUCAUGUAACUUAAUUGACUCAGAAAGUACAAUGCUUUACCGCCGAUGAUACACUGAGGCUUAAGUCGCGACACAGGGUCAGCUAUCUGUCAUGUAUGCAUCGUUUAAGUUUCACCGACAAGAACAUUCCAAAUAGGUACGAAAUAAAACAGAUGUUUGCAGUUGUUAGAUAACAAAUAUCAACUGUUAAAGAACAGCUGAAGAAAUAGAGUGAAAAAGGUUUAAUUCUUCUUCUCUUUUCUCUUCCUUUUUACUUCCCUGUUCGUCCGAUUGUGCGAGGAUAUCUCGCCCACACGUACCUGGAAGCACUGGGUUCUCUUUGCGUGAGAACCACAGUACUUCAAAUCCAACAUGCUUUACAAUUAGUCGGGGUUUCACCGAGCCCUUAAUCCAAUAGCAAGACUCAAGCAUGUGGGUAACUUUUGAUAAACUCUUGUCUAGAAUAUUUUGUUGACAUUAAGCUUAUCUUUUAAGUUGGGUAACUUCAGGUUACUGCACUGAGCGCCGGCAGGUUGAGUAAAGGGACAGUCUUAUUGGAAGUUAGUACCAUCCACUUGAAAUGUGGAAAAUCUCAGAGAGUGACCCGGUCUUGCUAAAAGUAGAUAUAACAGUACAUAAAAACUCGGUUAAAAACGGUCUUUGGUUAGAGAAGGACAGGAAAAAAUUGAUGAUAAAUUUACUGAAAACUUUGGACCAAGAUAUCUUCAUGUUUAACAGUGAUUUGGGAAAGGAUUAAGGUAUCUUUUCACCUUCAAAGUCAUUUUGUGCAUCACAAGCUACACGAAUUUAAUUCGAAAAAAAUUGUGAGAAUCAGAGAAUCAUGUUAUCGUGAUUUUCUCUCUGGGAGUGACCAUGAGGCAGGAACUGCUUCCUUGAAAGUUCAAUAGUUUGUCGAUGGAACCCAGUAGGCAGCGAAAGAGUUGAUUUCCUGAUCGGAAACCCUCUUGAUUGCUUGAAAAGAGUUCCUUCCGUGCUCUAACAUGUAUAUUUGUAGUUCCUCUUCAGUGGUAAAAGGAAGCCCAACUUGACCACAACCACAGAGACACGCUACACACAAUUUUAAAAAUAUUUUUCGAUCUUAUAAAGGAAAUUCAGUCAUUGCCUUGGCUCCCUUCACUCUAUUGUAGAAGGAAGUGACUUAUCCAAUUGUGAAUUUCUCAAGUGUGUGAAGGAGCAUUUCAAGAAAAAUGCAAGUCGUAUGUAGACAUGAAGAGUAAUUUUGCUUAUUGUGAAGUGAUCACGAGGCAUUCCGAGAUAUCGCUCUUUCUUCUCGAAAAAUGUUUGGCUCUGAUACCUCAUUUUUCGAUUUAAACCAAGGAUGAAUUGAAGGAGCUAAUUAUCUAUUUAAAACAGUUGGAUAUUUUCCUGCUGACUUCGUUUCAACUAGCCUAAUUGGUCUUUAAACGCGUCUAAACAUUCGUGCAUCACGCAGCAGUUUCAGCACAUGCAAAAAUCAUUUUUGAAGUUCAAAAGGUCGCCUUGCAAAGCAUCAGCCGCAAUUCAAGUUAAUUAGAAACAGAUACUUCUUGAUAACCUGAGUGUAUACCAAGGGCAUACAGGUUAUCUCUGAAACAAAGAAGUGCAUGGUGUAUUCAAUUUCUUUCGCCUUAUCUGGAGUAGGUAAUUCCCUGAAGGUGUUUAUGACACAGGUGAAUACAGGUGAAUAUCGUUUCUUAUUUUUGUGUUACUUUCAUUCUAAUUCAUCACUCUCAUGAACCCAGAGAAGGCUAAUCGUUAAUAGAGAGAGAAAACAAAAGUCACAUUUGCAAAACUAAUUAGCACAAAAAGUGGUUUUCGCAUGAGAAACGAUUUUAGGCCUCCAGUAGGCAUCCCAUUCAUAAACAAACACAAGACACCUGUUGGGAUCGAGUGAUUUUUCAAACGAAUGGCGACUAAUAAUAUCAUAGGAAUGAAAUAUUACUUUCGACACAGAAAAUGACAUGGCCGAUACUUGUUUUCCCAGAUGUGUCUGGCUAUACUGCUGUUACAAGGUCCUUUUGAACGAUUCAUUGCAAGGAGGGGUAGAGUACUCGCUCGGACAACAUGGAUUCUCCCUCUCAAGUCACUUUGGUCUACAAUCACAGUCAAAAGUAGUUGGGAAGGUUGUGCAACUUAACAGUAGUCCAUUUUAAUCCUGAAAAAAGAGUUUUCUCUUUUGCUAAAUAUCCCCCGUCCCCCCUAUUCAAUGUUGGGAUAUAACAGAACAAUUGCGCGUACAAACAUUAAAGUUUUGAUCAACAUUGGGCCAGGGGCGGGGGGAGGAGGGAAAAGAAGAGGUGAAAAGGGCAACCUUCCCAACACUUUGACGAUGAUUGUAGGAGAUUACGAAAUCAACUUUAAACGCUUACAAAACUUGUCGCAUUUAACAUUUGAUUGAGAUAUCUCGCCCUGGAACUGUGCUGAUAAUGUACUUUCCAAACUAUACAAAAAAUAUAAUAAAGGUUAUCUUUCGGCAAAAGGUUUGUCCGUGCUAUGGCUACCACAACACAAGCUUUGAUGCCUUCUCGUCUUUGUGGCUACUCUCAUUCUUCUUUCCCUGACCUCUCUAGAAACGUUUGGGAGGUGACCGUACAGAUCUUCAUUUGUAAUGGGAUCCCUCCAAGAAACGUUUAGUGCUGUGCCAAGCAUUCUAGUAUAGGCACCAUCAAUUUGCUUUUCUGUGCUUUUGGUCAGAGUCCAUGUUUCGCUGCCGUAAAGGAAAACACUUUCAACUGUUGCCAGGAAUACCCUAAUCUUUAAUUCCCUACAUAGUUUAGAUUUCCAAAUUUUGCCCAACUUAUUGCACGCCACCAAUGCUUGAGCUUUUCUCGUUUUCAUGUCAUCGAUCCAAGAACCUAGGGAUUUUAAAUCAGCCACUGUUCCUUUUGGUUUUGAUUACUCAGCGCUGGAUCUUGAUUGUGGACAAUUGCCUGAGUUUUAACUGCAUUUAGAUGUAGUCCGACAUUUGCGGCUGCAUUCUGUACCUUAAGUGAAGUGAAUAUUGUCUUAAACUAUUAUCCUAAAAGCCCCCCUUUCAUCCUAUAAUUCACGCCGUUUUUGUCUAAAAGAAAACUUUCUCAAGGUUCACUCUUUGGUAGGCAGAUUCCUCUCUGAAGACACUCUUCAAUGAAUGAAAGGUCCUGGAGAAUUUCCGACAUCUUUGUUGGACACUCAACUUUUUAAGUCAGAUAUUUUGUUAUUAAAGAAGAGCAUCAGCGGUCCACGGGUCUCUGAAACAUCGAUUUGCGCUUUUUUUGUCCCGUAGCUGAACUAUAUAAAGGACAGCUAUUGCAGUUUUGCUUAACUGUUUGCGUGAUAACUCUCUGAAAGAAGCUUAGUUUGGUACGGGGAGCUACUGUGAAGAAUUUCAUUUGCUUGUCUGUAAUGAUCUGUAAUAAAACUGUCUCUAAGACGGAGACUUUUCUAUGGUGGACGUCAGUGGCUUGCUAGUUCUCUGCUGAGUUUCAUUUGCUUCUCUGUAACUAGUAAGGAUCAGUGGUUGGCUGGUCUCAGCUGAGCUUCAUUUGCUUCUUUGCAAGUAAGUCUGAGUCUCCGUAACUAUGGUGUACAUCGGAACUAUGGUGUACAUUGGAUGGUCUCUGCAGAGAUCCAUUUUAUUUGUCUGUAUCUAACAAAACUUCCUGGGGCGCAUACCUGGUGGACUUGUUUGUUUGGCUGGUCUCAGCUGAGUUAUACUUGUUUUUCUAUUUAACUCAGAAAAUCUUCUCCUGUGAAAAUUUGAUAAUGGCAUGAUCGAGUUGCUUUACAAAUUAUGACUGCUUUUUAGAAAUCUCAUCCAGUUCUCACACUUAUCGAUACUGUGAACUAGGUUCCAAAGUCGGAUCCUUAUUUCCGUUAGAACGCUUUAUUUGAAUUUCAGUGCUCAAGGACUAUUAAUCAUUUGAGCUGCUAUCAAACACUCCCUUCUCUUGCAAAACUCCACUUUACUAAUUAAAAGAGAAACAACUUAAGAGACUCUUUAAAGGAAUAGAUGGCAUCAAAUACUUAUUGAAAAUAAUUUGCAACCAUAAUUAAUCUGAUUUCUGGCCAGACAUCGCUAAACAUGAAGAGACUAUACACAGACUGGCAUGAACACAUUCAAGUGCUUUGUUUACAGCUAAGUGAAAUGGUCGAUGUCACCACUGAAGAAUGAAGAAGUAUUGAAAGAUCCACUUGCGAAGUAAGAGAUCACACGAUCGAGCUCUACAUUCGAUUUUUUGGGAAUACAAGGCAUCGCAUGUAUGGUAACGCUUUUAAAGGAGGAUCAGUCUGCAACCAUGUUCAAUCGCUUUAGUGAUCGGAAGCAAGCAGUUAUAGUCAGUAAGGCCUCAAAAUCUUUGAAUAGAGGCUUAAAAGAGACAAAGAGGCAGACAUCAAUACAUUCAAGUGCUUUAUCUACAGUAAAGUGAAUAAGAUCGCGUAUUGCCAAGAAUGAAGAAUGGACCACUCCAGAAAUACCAUAACAUACCAUAAUGCUCUUUGUUUGUCACCCCAAAAUUUUGCAUAAGCGUUGUUUUCAGUGUCUCUUGGGGCCAUUUUAACUCCCAUUAAUUUGGGAUUACAACAACUCAGCAAUUGACCAAAGCAUCUCAAAGUUACUAAUUCUCCAAAAUCUGGCUUAUUUCAAAAACUAAAACUCACUCAUCAUUAUGCUCUUUAAGGUAUAAAUGUUUGUCAAAGUUAACAACGCAAGUUUAUCAGGACUUUUCACACUCUCUGUGGUUUACAUCUUCCUCUUUGGCAAAAUUCCAUUUCCUUUUCAAUCCCCCAUGUAGCACCCAGUUUCAUUUCCAAGCUGGAGGCAGCAUGGCCGAGUGGUUAGAGCGCUGGACUUCCUGUUAAGUUUUUUAAGUUUUCGACCCCACUAACAUUAGUGCUAUAAAUACUUUAGAGGGUAAAUAACGGAAUUAUUUUUUUAUAUAUUUACUUGACGUUUUAGAAGACCAGCAAAUUCCAUUAUUCAAAGUAAUGGCAAACAGAUGACAUAACGCGAAAGUAUCUCCAGAAAGGUUUCAGGCCACACCAUAAGAUUACAUCCAGAGACUUUGAGUCUGAAGUAAUGCUUGGCUAACCAUUUCCCAUUCCAAGAAUGCAAAAAGAAAAAUUGAGAAAAGGAACUUCAUAGUGUCAGAUAUUAAGAAUUGGAAACCUAAUUGUAUCAUGAGGAAGUUCUAGGCAGAAGGUUUCAGUUAAAUGGUUACAAUACAGGAUGUUGUACACAGUCGCUAAAACUAAGUAGACGUGAUAACUGUUGCCUUAUAAUUGGGUAACUGGUUAUUUGGAAAGGAGUACCAGUAACCCUUUCGGAAAAGCACAUCUGUAAGAUUCAACUUUUAGAUGGACGUAUGCAACUUACAACCAAAAUAGAUAAGGAUUUAUUGAAUUUUUUUCAAUAGACGCAAUCAAUUUGUUAAGACACUUCAACUUGAUAUGUAAAUCAUGACACGAGCGUAAAAGGAAGGGGAAAAAAGCCCGCGUUUUUGAACCAAUUACAUGCACCUCCCGCAAAUAGGUCAUGGGUACUCUAACUACUAAGCUACGAGAGACUUGCGGCGAAUCAUGCAUGCCUUUUACAAAAUUUACAUGUAACACGCGCGUUGCACACUGUUAAGAUCAACAAUGUCAAAAGCGUCCUGUAUGGUGAUAAACGAAAGAGAGAGGUAAAUUCUUAGUUUUACAAACACAGCAAAACCGCAUAUUUAAAAGCCUAAUUAGUUUUCGACAAGUGAAACAGUUUAAUCUGGGGUGGAAUGCAUUUAAUCCCGUUCAAUCAGGAAAAAAUAAAGAUUGGACUAGUUGCCUCCUGUCUUUUUCACAUAUCGAUAUUUCCUGAGGCUUUUAUAAAUUUGAUCUUGUUACGACUGUUUGAAAUUCCCAAACGGAAGACUAAGAGAAAAUAAUUUAAUUCGGCAAAGAUAAUCUUAAAAAUUUCACAUGAUGAAAGGUUUGGCUAUUUCUGUAUCCCCCUUGCAAUUUCGUAUUCUUUUUGGCUUCGGAUUCCCUCAUUAAAAUAUUACACCCGCCCACCUCGCUCCCCAUAGCCCUCAGAAGAACUUUUUCCCUCUCCGAUCCUUGGGAAGAAUGAUGUUGAUGCAACUUUGGAACUAAAACUAUUUGUUUGUUUGCUUUCCAAAAAUAACAUGAUUAUGUUGCUACGGUAAUAACUCCUUAAAAUUUUGAACACGUUUUAGAAAAUUGUUAUCCUCCACCACAAAGCCAUAAGUAGGCUUAAUGCGUCUUAACCCUUCACUGCCAGAGUGCUUGGUGGAGUUUUGUAAGUUGACUCUAACUUUCAAGUCUGUGGAUGAAAUCCUAUGAUGUUACCAUUCAAACGAAACCUCUCUCCCUGUACUUAACACAUGGUGCUAUUUGUUUUUCAGUCUUUCGCAAAAUGAAGUUGGAAAUUUGGUCGAAAUUUACUUUUGGCUAGAUUUGGCAGUGAAAGGGUUAAUGGUGUGAAAAUGAAACAUACUAUAAUUACGGUUACUUUAGAUGCUUAAACUGUCUGGAGAGGGUGGAGACUCUAGUACUUUACAUAGCGGGUUGUUCUGGGAGAAAGGGAGUAUAGCUAUGUAAAUUGUUCUCGUCCAGAACUGGUAUUGAACUCAUAAUUAACACGGCAAGGGUAUUUUUAAUUCAUGUAUCGUAAAUGGUUAUAGAAUAACCUGGCAUCUUAGAGGAAACAAGUAUGUCAAAGGUGUUGGGAAUUUAGCAAAGACUCACAGGUAUCACACGCAAACAUCACACUUGUGUUAUCUUGAGUCUAUCAAAUCUAGUAUUAUACCGUAAAUAAUUUGUCCCUUAAAUACGUAAGGAAGAAUGAUCUCGAAAACGUUUCUAGUAUAUUUGCAUGUGACGGCUAAAUCCCCCAAACUAACUCGAGGAGUUCUUGGAAACUAUAUAAUAAGACCAUAUUUACAGGACUACUAUUUGUUGACUUCUUUCGUCACCCAAGAUGUUCCUUUUACCUGUUUUAUCUUUUAACUACAUUUACUCUGUGAGAUAAUGUAGGAUUAACGAAUACUUAAAAUUUCUUAAAAUACAUAAGAGGAGGAUUAAAAAAUAUUUAUGAGAUAACUCAGUCAGAGAAACAACACAUUAUAUCGUCUCAUUGCCUCUGGCUUGAUUAGAAUGAUUGAAAAUGUCUCUUGAUGUAUUUGAGAUAAAAUAUACCGCAAUUUUGUAACAGAGACUAUCCUCAAUUUCAAUUAAGUGCUGCUUGGGCAUAUCGCUUUAAUCCCACACCAAACAAGAAGAACACGAAAGACAGACAUGGGCCCAGUUGUUCGAAGGCCGAUUAGCGCUAACCUGGGGUUAAAUUUUAAUUUGGGUUUCUUUUUUGUUGUUGAAAGCAUUUUCUCGGAUAAUAUAUUCUCCUUUUAAAGCAUCCAGUCAUCAAAUUGUAGACAGAAAUAUUUAACCUAACUAUUCUUUUUAAGCGUUCAUAUCUGAAUUCAAAUCUCGCACUAACCCUGGGUUAUCUUUAAUUGGCUUUGCACAACCCGGCGAUGGGUAUCCCUGGUAUUAUCACAACCGCUUAUCACAAUGCUGCAUAAACUAACUGUUGGCUUCAAACGCAUUUGCGCUUAAAUACAAUCGAAAUUCUAUCGGAAGCUAUCCCAAUCUUUAAUAAAUAGACGUGCACCUAGCUUAAAUGUAGAACCUUUCACAUCGAACGUAACCCCCAUUUAAUAAGUCCUAAUCCUCACUCCUGAAUAUUUACUUCUGUCUCAGUGGGUUCUUUUCCUCUUCCCUACUUAUUCAUUUCCGGUACGGUCCGAAUACCUGUUCAACUAAUACGCAUGCUUUGCAAGAUUGCUUUACCUCUUAAGUGACGAAGUCCCACAGGUUGGCAUUCAACUGAAAGCUACUGACUCAGCCUUCGACUUCCUUGUGCCACUUUUCAAAAGUGUACAAACUAAAGAUCCUAUGGACGAAAUCCUUUCAGGGCUCAAAAUAAUUUUUGGGUGGCCGGACACGAUAACCAGCCAAAGAAAUUUUUGCUCCGUCAAGUCAGGUUUCUCACCAAUCAAAAUACUGGGAAGAAAAGUUAACAAAUCCUUGUGUAAGUUUCUAUUUGUAUUUUAACACGGAGACAAAAAAAUCUAAUUAAGAUUUAUAGGUGAGGAGUUGGCUGUGUGUUCAAGAAUGGGAGUAUGCAAGACCGGUCAAUAUGACCGGCGAGUGAAGUUUUUGGGCAGUCAUGUUGCCAUUCUGGCCGGACAUUGUCCCAUGAUUAAUCGUUAUUUUGAGCCCUGCCUUGAGUGUGACAAUUUGGGAUAGGGAAGAUGAACCAUAGGCUCCGUCUCACAAGUCUUGCACAUAUUCUGUGGAUCUUAAAAGAUCCCACACAAUAAUGUUCAUCAAGUUCGGUGUGGUGGUCCAUCUCACUUUCACAGUCACAUUUAGGAGGCGUCAUUACUCAUUCCUUUAUUACUUGAAAACUGCAAUCCAAGCAGUCUGGCAAACGUCCCCCAACCAGUGUCAUAAAUUAUCGUUGAAAAGCCCUGAGGCGAUUCGAUGAUAAGAUUUUUAAAAUUUUCACUUUACAAGCAUUUAUACCGAACUUUUUCAGCUGUGGUUUGGCCCAAGACAAAUUGUUUUUCAGCGCGUGGCAACAAGUAAUUUCGUUUUGAAUUUUGACUUUGUCCGCUACUAGAUGGGAAAUUUCAUGAAAUAAUUCUGAAUUGAACUUUCUUCCUUUCCUUUUUCCCUUGUAGGCAGUGCUUGAUCUUAUGAAAACCAAGUGCAAAUGUAUUGGGGUAUCCGGCUCUUGCAGCCUAAAAACGUGCUGGAAGACUGUUCCUGAUUUCGGUGAAAUUGGAACAGUUCUCAAGGAGAAGUAUGAAUUUGCUACAACAAUUCGCGUGAGCAACCGAAACAGGGGCAAACUUCGACCUUUUCAGCGUAAGUUAAAGGCUGCGCAUCGUGACGAAUUUCUGAGGGAUCUGGUAUUUUAUGAAUCUUCUCCUGACUAUUGUCGACAGGAUGCCUCGCUGAGCAUUCCAGGGACGAAAGGAAGAGUUUGCAAAGUGGAUUCCUUGGGCAAUGACAACUGUAAUCACCUUUGCUGCGACAGAGGCUACGAUACUGUCCACAUGACUAUUAAGUCUAGAUGCCGUUGCCAUUUUAACUGGUGUUGCUACGUUUUAUGCGAUGAGUGCGUGGAGAACGCCUGGGUGACAAUGUGUAAAUAA
Molecule: messenger RNA, 11439 nt
Organism: Porites lobata
Lineage: Eukaryota; Metazoa; Cnidaria; Anthozoa; Scleractinia; Poritidae
Source: the annotation of a GenBank genome assembly